Molecule: messenger RNA, 1488 nt
Organism: Aphanomyces invadans
Lineage: Eukaryota; Oomycota; Saprolegniomycetes; Saprolegniales; Verrucalvaceae
Exons: 2
Coding region: 1-1488 (495 amino acids)
Biological process (GO): proteolysis
Molecular function (GO): metallocarboxypeptidase activity; zinc ion binding
Source: RefSeq, a predicted model, not a curated record
AUGAAGUCGAUCGCGUUGGUGUCGUGUGUUGCGUUGCUUGCGUCGUCGACGUUAGCCGCCGAAAUUCCUCUGGUCAAAGGCCCCGACGGUCGUUUCCGCACCCCGGAAGCCAUUCAAGCCAUCCAAGACGACGCCGACGUGAACCGCAAGUGCCACACUACCAACGGCAACUACAUCCCGACGCUCCAGGCGGGCACGUACACGGCGAGUGCGUUUUUCAAUUGCUUUCGCACGACCGCGCAGAUCUUUGAGUUUGUCGACACCCUGACGGCGCAAAACGCCAACUUUGUCACCAAGUUCCCCAUCUCGACGACAGUCAAAGGCCAAACGAUCUAUGCGUACCAGCUGAGCGCGGGCGGUGCCAAGCCCCAGGCGGUGUACUACGAAAGUUUGAUCCAUGCGCGCGAAUGGAUUGCCGGUUCGUCCAACAUCUUUACGUUCGCGUCGCUGCUCGACGACCUUGCCAACGGCAAAGCGACAAUCACUACCUUGUUCGACGUGAUUUUUGUCCCCAUCGUCAACAUUGACGGGUACGACAUCUCGUGGAACGGGAACCGGUACCAGCGCAAGAACGCGCACCAAGUCGAUUUGAACCGCAACUUUCCCAGCUUUUACACCAACCCAUUUCCUCCUCCACCGACAGACGAGACGUACCCCGGGCCGUUUGCGUUUAGCGAGCCAGAGACCAUCGGCAUUGGCAAGUGGCUGAAAGCCAACAACGACAAGAUUGCCGGCUGGGUCGAUGUCCACUCGUAUGCUGGCCUCGUUCUGUACCCGUACUGUCACGGGGAUUUCCGUGAAAAAUACCUUGGUACGUGUGGCGUGGGCAAGCGUGAGAAAGAGAACACAAACAGGAGUCUGUAUUCCCAGGCAAAAUGUAAAGUCAAGUUAAAUGUUAUCGUCGCCUAUCUUCGUCUGGUUGAGGGGCCACAACCCCCACCACCACUGCACCCUAUAACCGUCGAUCUUCAAGGAUCCGGGCCCACGAGGGCCCGUGACAACAGUGUGGUCGUCAUCAUGAAGUACGGCGACACGUACGAGCCGAUUGGAAAUGGCGAAGACGAAAAGUUUCAACUACUGGGCCGCAACAUCCAACAGCAGAUGGGGACAAAUUACAAGGCCGAGACGAGCGCGACGUUGUACCCUGCCUAUGGGUGCUUUGACGACUACCACUACCGCACGUACAAGAAGCCCGUGUUAACGUUAGAGAUUGCUGGGUCGGAUUUUGUCGCCCCGGCGUCCACGAUUCGCACCCGCGGCACGGAAGUGUACAAGGGACUGUCCCAGUUCGCCCGCGAAGUCAUCACGUACAACAAUGGACCGACUUCCACCCCCACGACGCUCGCCCCCACAACCACCAAGAUCAAAACCACGACAAAGAAACCCACGACAAAGAAGCUCACGACGAGAAAACCCACGACGACUCGCCGCUACGGUGUCCUCGACCAAGGCGGGGCCGUCGAGGAGGUCCAAGAAAACUCCAACUAG